Messenger RNA from Lolium perenne, 1147 nucleotides. RefSeq lists its product as uncharacterized. The record is from RefSeq and is a predicted model, not a curated record. NCBI's taxonomy places the organism in Eukaryota, Viridiplantae, Streptophyta, Magnoliopsida, Poales, Poaceae. Gene Ontology annotation, molecular function: S-adenosylmethionine-dependent methyltransferase activity.
GAUCACACGAGCUAAAGCCAAAUGCGUCCUCCUUCUCAUGUCCAAAAAAAAAACGUCGUCUUCUCUAAUCUGGCUCUUCUCUUCCGCCGCCGCUGGAUCGGCGACCCUUGCGUGCUCCAACGGCCGCGUCCCUCGAAACAUAAUCCCUGCGGACGAUCUCUGCAGCAAAAUCAUCUUCUCUCUUCUCGCCAGCCUCCACCAGCGACACCGCAGAGAUGGGCGGCGCCGACUGCAACAGCACGGAUUUCGGCGCCGCCGCCUACUGGGACGCCCGCUACUCCUCCCCCUCCACCGGCGGCAAGGGCCGCGGCGGCUUUUUCGACUGGUACCAGGCGUACCCGGCGCUCCGGCCAAUACUCCGCGCCUGCGUUCCCACCUCCUCCCGCGUCCUCAUGCUCGGCUGCGGCAACUCCCUUCUGUCGGAGGAUAUGGUAAAGGAUGGUUACGAGGACAUAGCAAACAUGGACAUCUCCUCGGUUGUUAUCGAGCAGAUGAAGGAGAAACACAUGGAUAUCCCACAGCUUACAUAUAUGCAGAUGGAUGUCAGGGAUAUGAGUCUCUUUGCAGAUGGAUCGUUUGAUUGCGUCAUUGACAAAGGGACCUUGGAUGCUAUGAUGUGUGGCGAUGAUGCCCCUCACGGUGCUUCCAAAAUGCUAGAAGAAGUGGCAAGGAUUAUGAGACCUGGUGGAAUUUAUAUGUUGAUAACAUAUGGUGCUCCUAAGGAACGUCUCACACUUUUGAAUCAAGCCCGAUGCCGUUGGAAUGUUGAGCUAUACAUUAUGCCAGCCACACCUGAAUACCAGUUGAAACGGAGCAAUGGCGCUUCACACGCUUCCAUGGAGAAAGUUAAACUGACAGUGGAUGGCCAACUGCCGCCUGACUAUGUUUUUAAGGAUCCAGAGUCAAAUUUCGUUUAUGUUAGUUACAAGUCAGAUACAGCGAGUGAAAAUAAUUCCAUAGUUGGUGGUCAAGGGGAAACCACGACUUCUGAAUAAUUUGUUUUUCAUCCUUGGAUUGCAUGGUAGUUAUGAAAAUGCACUCUUUUGUGCCAUUCUAAGCGUGGUUGAUAGUAACUGGUUCAUUGCCUGUUGUUGUGGAAAUUGGAAAAUUUAAGAAACAGUUCUGAUUUGUUUGUAUCUGCCAUUAA